Molecule: messenger RNA, 1401 nt
Organism: Fusarium keratoplasticum
Lineage: Eukaryota; Fungi; Ascomycota; Sordariomycetes; Hypocreales; Nectriaceae
Product: Aa-trans domain-containing protein
Exons: 3
Coding region: 1-1401 (466 amino acids)
Biological process (GO): amino acid transmembrane transport
Cellular component (GO): vacuolar membrane
Molecular function (GO): amino acid transmembrane transporter activity
Source: RefSeq, a predicted model, not a curated record
AUGGAUCACUACAUCACCCCUCCUGCCCCUGAGAGCUCCUCAGACGACAAGAACAUCUCAGACAUGGACAAGAUCGAAGCUGUUCGUCGAAACUCUGACGAAGCCCUUGGCCAAGUCAUGGGCCUAGACCUUGAGAAAGAAAAGACAGCCCAGGGCGAUGCCUACUUUCAUCGUCUGGGCUGGAAGCGCCUCACUGUCAUCCUCAUCGUCACUGCCAUCGCCCUUGGUAGUCUGAGUCUCCCCGGAGCAUACGCAACGCUGGGGAUGAUACCGGGAGUCAUUGUCACGAUCGUUUUCGGGUUCGUCGCUAUCUAUGCUAGCUAUAUCAUCGGCCUCGUCAAGCUCAAGUACCCCGAGGCCAAGAGUUAUGUCGAUGUGGGAACCCUUCUGAUGGGGAAGUGGGGUGAUGUAUUGUUUAGUGUCAUCUUUGUGUCUUUACUUACUCUAGUUGUUGGAUCACAUUGCCUAACGGGCACAAUUGCCUUUGUCACCAUGACAGAAAGCGAUGUGUGUUCUCUGGUUUUCGGGGUCAUGUCGGCCAUUAUCCUGUUGAUCCUCGCUAUCCCACCCUCGUUCUCAGAAGUUGCCAUCUUGGGUUAUAUCGACUUUGCCUCUAUUCUGAUUGCUAUCGGAAUCACAGUCAUAGCUACAGGGGUGCAGUCGUCUGAGCCAGAGAAUCCCUGGUCUGCCUGGCCCAAGGAAAACAUCAGCCUUGCUGAGGCUUUUGUUGCAAUUUCAAACAUUGUUUUUGCCUAUGCGUUUGCUAUUGGACAAAUAUCCUACAUGGAUGAGAUGCAUACGCCAGAGGACUUCACAAAGUCCAUCUCGACCUUUGGCGUGGUCCAGACCACCAUUUACACGCUUACCGGGUCCCUUAUCUACGUCUUUGUUGGACAGGACGUCAAGUCACCCGCGUUGCUCUCGGCUGGUCCCCUAAUUUCAAAGAUCGCCUUUGGCCUCGCGAUCCCAGUCAUCUACAUCUCGGGUUCCAUCAACACAACUGUCGCCGCCCGGUUCAUUCAUGGGAGAAUCUAUAAAAACUCUAUCACACGUUAUAUCAAUACAGCCAAAGGAUGGAUUAGCUGGAUAGUAGUUGUCACUGCCAUUAGCCUUGUCGCUUGGAUUAUUUCUGAGGCGAUCCCUUUCUUCUCGGAACUCCUAUCGCUGACUGGCUGUCUUUUCGUCGCGGGAACUUCGUUCUAUAUCCCUCCAAUUAUGUGGUAUUACCUUCUGAGGGAAGGGAAAUGGCACGAAAAGCAUAACUUGUGGACGGCGAUGGCAAACCUUACCGUAUUCGUCCUGGGCGUCACCGUCUUUUGCAUCGGUACUUACGCCAGUGUGGUGGAAAUCAUCAAAAAGUUUGAUUCAGGCUCCAUCAGCAGGCCCUUCUCAUGCCGAUGA